Messenger RNA from Dermacentor silvarum, 875 nucleotides. RefSeq names its product coiled-coil domain-containing protein 32. Bases 155 to 640 code for a protein of 161 amino acids. Lineage: Eukaryota; Metazoa; Arthropoda; Arachnida; Ixodida; Ixodidae. The record is from RefSeq and is a predicted model, not a curated record. Gene Ontology annotation, biological process: cilium organization. The transcript is spliced from 4 exons.
AUGGCCGAGCACCGCGACUGGCGCAAGUGUCAAGAAGCAGUUCGAAACUUUCAGAUGUGCAUAGAGCGUAACGCGAAGAAAGCUGGGAGCCAGUAGGAGCGAUUUGUCCGUUGCGCCGUUGCCAACGUGGAAGGCGUUGGUUUCGUUUGCGAGCAUGGCGUCAGCGUCAGAACCGUGGGGCUCUACCAGUACCAGCGCUGCCAACAGCUCUGAACAAACUUUCGAGGACAACUUCAGUCCAGCGCUUGCGGACACGGAACACUAUGUGGCUGCUCUAGAGUCCAAGCUGGCCAGACUGAAGGGUCGGACCAGAGAUGUGACGGCGCGAGAAAUGCUUGCAGUGCUGGGAGAAGCGCGUCACGACCACACAGGUCGUCUGAUCGCAUCAGAUCCGGUGCCAUCUGCACCAGAAGUUGCGGCAUAUUUGCCAAGCGACGAUUACGGCGAUGCGCCUGUUCAUGCGACUUAUCUCGAGAGGAGGCUGUUCCCUGAAAAGCAGGCCUUGACGCAAGAAGAGCUCAGGCACCUGCUUGAGGCCGACUUCUUGGAAAAGCAGGCCCUGGCCGCAGCUGUAGGAACUGCCGGGGAAGCCAGAGACAGGGCAAGCAUCUCUAGUGCAGAUUCAGAGCCUAACCGGUGAACAACACAUGCGGCCUUGGCUUCACCUCAUGGCAAUGAAUCCACUGUUCAUGUUGUACAUUGUAGCUGGCUACUGUCUCGUAUUGAUGGCAUGUCGUGCUGUUGCAUUUCCAUUCAGGUACAAUAAUGCCUGAUUUUUUUUUCUUACGUUGAUUUAGAUACUUGUUGAGAUAGAUUUCUUUCCAUCGAUGACUGUAUUGAAUAAACUCCUCUGCUCAGAGGUUUUAGUUUCUUUA